UCUAAAGUCUGGUUGAGAAGAUGUCUUGAUACAAUGCAACAAUACCGCUGUUCUGAUCCGGGCCACUAACUAUUGCUAUCUCGGGGUCAUCCCGUAGCUAACGAACUAGUCCUCGCACUGACUAACCGGCACUUCCCCUCACUAAUACUACCAUAGCACUCCUAGAGAAACCACAUACAUACAAAGAUACUUACACAGUCUAUCUAGCAUACAUCAGACACAACUAAAAUGUCCACCGAAACCUUCCACUACGGCACCGACCACGACCUCCAAACCGUGACCGUGACCACCCUCAACACCACCACCACCACCACCACCCCCGGCUACUGGGUGAUCCUCAUCCACGGCGGUGCCUGGCGCGACCCAACCCAAACCGCCCACACCUACCUAACCCCAACGAGCACCAUCCUCACCACCUCCCCCCCCUACACCACAACCACAACCCCCUACAUCCACGCCCUCGCCUCAAUCUCCUACCGACUCAGCGCGCACCCCUCCCACCCCCAAGACCCCUCCGUGACGGACCCCACGCACCUCCGCACCGCCACCCACCCAGACCACAUAACCGACAUCCUCUCGGCCCUCUCCUUCCUGCAAACCAAAUACUCCAUAGGCGAGAACUACCUCCUCGUAGGCCACAGCUGUGGCGCGACCCUCGCCUUCCAAUCCGUGAUGGGGAAGUUCCGCACCGAUCCCUCCGUCCCAGCGCCGGUGGGGAUAUUAGGUAUGGCGGGAAUAUACGAUCUGCGAGGACUGCGGGAUACGCAUCGGGAUGUAUCUGCGUAUCAGGCGUUCACGGAGGGGGCGUUUGGGAAGGAUGAGGGGGUUUGGGAUGGGGUUUCGCCGGCGGUGGUGAGGGGGGAGGAGGGGGUGGUGGGUGGGUGGAAGGGGGGGAGAGUGGCGGUUUUGGCGUAUUCGAGGGAGGAUGGGUUGGUGGAUGAGGGGCAGAGGGAGGGGAUGAGGAGGGCGUUGGGGGAGUGGGUGGCCUUGGGUGGGGGGAAGAGGGUGGAGGGGUUGGAGAUUCGGGGACAGCAUGAUGAUGCGUGGAGGGAGGGAGGGGAGUUGGCGAGGGGGAUUGCGUUUGCCAUUGAGAAGUUGAGGGAGUAAAUUAGAACCAGGUUGCGAUGGUUUCGGGAUAAGGGCAUGCAGCACAGAUUACAGUGAAGCAAGCAGUUCAUUGUAUCUCGAUCAGUCACGGACAAAAGGAGUAUCACGAACUGAACCCGCCAGGAUGGGAGACCCAGAACUAAAACUAGUACAUUAGAAGCCAGGAAAACAGACCCGCCAUCUUCAACUUCCAACGCCACCAGUGUUCGUUAUCAUUAUUUGCAGUGCAUGAGAGAAAUGAAAUGGUAAAGAACCCGUCAUACGCCCGGGGUGCAGAAGCCGAUAGCCGGAGACGUGGAACAAGACAAAAAAAAAAAAAAAAAAAAA
This is a messenger RNA of Aspergillus ibericus CBS 121593, 1434 nucleotides long. RefSeq names its product arylformamidase. Gene Ontology annotation, molecular function: arylformamidase activity. NCBI's taxonomy places the organism in Eukaryota, Fungi, Ascomycota, Eurotiomycetes, Eurotiales, Aspergillaceae. The record is from RefSeq and is a predicted model, not a curated record. Bases 229 to 1107 code for a protein of 292 amino acids. The transcript has 2 exons.